GCCAGGGGCGUGCAAUAGUGCCCCUUUCACCAAUCAAAGUGUUUGAGCAAGUUCAUGACAAUCACUUAACACCCCUACUUCAAUUUUUCUCGGUUCAGCCUUCCGGAAUUGCGUGCCGGAAUUGCGCGUAUUCUUGCGUUGUUCACCAUGGCCUUCGGACACCUUUUUAUAUUCAAAAGAGCGCUAUUUACGCCUUUCCAAGAUUUAGUUUUCCUUCGGAAUUUAUUCUUAGGGACUCAGCUACGUCUAACCUCAUCUGUACAGAGGCCAGGCACUACUGUAUCAAAAGAAGUCAGACCAGAGGUUCUCGAACAGCUGUUCUUGAAUCCAACCUGGUCGGUCGAAUCCCUCCUGCCACCGAAAAUGCAUCCAUCCGAUGGGCCUAAAAUAACAUCCCAGCAACUUCACCAUCUCCUUCGAUUGUCCGCUCUUCCUCUCCCCGAAAAUCCUGAAGAAGAGAAGAAGAUGCUGGACACACUCUCUGCACAACUCCAUUUCGUGGGGGAGAUACAGCAAGUGAAUACCACGGGUGUGAAACCACUACGUGUCAUAAGAGAUGAGACGGCUGCAGCAGAACAGGAGCAAACGAUUACACUGCAGACGCUUAGAGAAGCCUUGACGAAAGAGAAGGCUAUUGGAAAGCAUCACAAGCGUAUACAAAGGCAGACGGAUCCGGUGGAUGCUAGAAAUACUGAAGAUUUGGAUGUGCUUGGAUUUGCUGAAAAGAAGGUUGGGAAGUACUUGAUGGUUGAAAGCCAAAGGCCUCAGGAAUAGGCAACUCUGGGCACGGCCAGCGCCAUUUCACCCUCGCUAAUUAUUCGACCACAUCUUUUACAUACCCAUAUUGUCGCUCCACAUAAUACAGUGCCGCCAAGAUCAUUCUG
Messenger RNA from Lindgomyces ingoldianus, 884 nucleotides. RefSeq lists its product as uncharacterized. Lineage: Eukaryota; Fungi; Ascomycota; Dothideomycetes; Pleosporales; Lindgomycetaceae. Gene Ontology annotation, molecular function: glutaminyl-tRNA synthase (glutamine-hydrolyzing) activity. The record is from RefSeq and is a predicted model, not a curated record. Bases 148 to 774 code for a protein of 208 amino acids. Gene Ontology annotation, biological process: regulation of translational fidelity; glutaminyl-tRNAGln biosynthesis via transamidation. The transcript is spliced from 2 exons.